This is a messenger RNA of Apis florea (little honeybee), 1871 nucleotides long. RefSeq names its product very long chain fatty acid elongase 4. Gene Ontology annotation, cellular component: endoplasmic reticulum membrane. Gene Ontology annotation, biological process: fatty acid elongation, polyunsaturated fatty acid; very long-chain fatty acid biosynthetic process; fatty acid elongation, monounsaturated fatty acid. The record is from RefSeq and is a predicted model, not a curated record. Lineage: Eukaryota; Metazoa; Arthropoda; Insecta; Hymenoptera; Apidae. Gene Ontology annotation, molecular function: fatty acid elongase activity.
AUUGUUCGAUCCGACGAAAGUAGUGGUAAACGGAAGAAGCGGCGACAGAGGGCUCUUCUCGACUCCGAGCUUGCCGAUCCUCCAUAACCGCAGAGGGGAAAGCAACGAAUGUCGGGGUGGGACAUGGGACUUGAUCGGUUUGACCGAUUCCACGCGAUCUAUCCCCACGAUCGAUAUAACCUCUCGAGCAGCGGAGGGGUUUUGGCCUCGUUUAACGUUUCACGUGCCGAUGAAAUCGUACCACCUCCGGGAACGUGAGCUUGUCUGCUACCAGCAGGAGCAUCGCCAGACGGACGACACCAAAGUUAUAAAGCGGACCGGCGAAGAGGCUACGAGACGCUGCCACUUUGCCGAUCGAACUCGUCGUAUGACGAUCCUUUUCUCGUGAAAAGAAUCGGAAUAUUGAUCAUUCGGCGACACCUCCCGGCUCGGUGUCAUCCCUGGUUCCGUAAGGGAAAUUAUCGAUACUCGUGUCAUGUCACUUUGACAACGCCGCGAUCGCGUUGUGCAGGAGAGAGAAGAUCAAAGGGGAGAUCGUUAGAGGCCGUUUUUGUGACAAUUUCUUUUUUAUAUUCGACGACAUAGACAUUUUUAUUGAAUAUUUAAUUGAGAUUCGCCAUUGGUGUGUGUCGAAGAAGACGAGAAGGAGACACGAGAGUACCGUCAUUAGCUUCUUAACUCUGAUUAGUGUUAUACGAGGCAAUGGCAAACUUAAUUAAUUCUACAACAACUUUAAUAAACGAUGCCUACAAUUAUUAUCUUUGGACGUUAUCCCUCGCUGAUGAACGAACGAGAGGAUGGCUUUUGGUUGAUUCUCCGAAACCUACUUUGAUAUAUACAAUGUUGUAUUUACUCAUUGUAUGGGCUGGGCCAAAGAUCAUGAGAAAUCGGAAAGCCUUCAAGCUAACAUGGGCCCUUGUUCCGUAUAAUCUUGCAAUGGCCUGUCUUAAUGCAUAUAUCGCGAUACAAUUAUUCGUAGCAUCCACUAGACUACGUUAUAGUUAUGUGUGUCAACCAAUUAGACAUGUAACUCGCCCAGAUGAAUUGCAGAUUGCUCAUGCUGUCUGGUGGUACUACUUUAGCAAACUUUUGGAGUUCUGUGAUACAUUUUUCUUUAUUUUACGGAAAAAAGAUAAUCAAUUAAGCUUCCUUCAUGUUUAUCAUCAUUCUACCAUGUUUUCGUUAUGGUGGAUUGGUAUCAAGUGGGUACCAAGCGGAUCUACUUUCCUUCCAGCAAUGGUAAACAGUUUUAUCCAUGUCCUUAUGUAUUCAUAUUAUGGUUUGGCCGCAUUGGGACCUUCCGUAGCUAAAUAUCUCUGGUGGAAAAAAUAUUUGACGAUCCUUCAAUUGAUCCAGUUUACCACUGCCUUAAUUCUUGGCAUCAAUGGUAUCCGAUCAGGAUGCGAUUUUCCACUUUGGAUGCAAUAUGCUCUUGUCAUUUACAUGAUCUCUUUUAUCGUUUUAUUUGGAAACUUUUAUGCCAAAGCUUAUAUUGCUAAAGGCAAACAAGCAUAUGCGGAGAGACAAUUAGAAAAAAUGAAAGUAGAUACUCAAUCGAAGAAAGAAAUUAUCGAUGGAGCUGUGUGUAAUGGAAAUAUUUCAAAUGGACACGCUAAUGGAUAUGCAAAUGGUGUAUGUAAAAAGAUUCAGUGAAAAAUGCAAAGUUCUUCUUUAAAAUAUUAAAGAUCGAAUUACGAUAUACAUAUUUAGUUAUAAAAUCAAAGUGAAUAGAAAUUGGAAAAUCGAUAACGAUAAACCAAAUCUAUUUGAUCGAAAUUUUUAGUUCUUGCAACUGCCGUUUUGUUCGCGGUGCUUAAUACAUUAUACCGUUAUAGAAAAAUUGGGUUUAAUAUAAAGACCCGAUAUUUCUC